Messenger RNA from Saccharomyces paradoxus, 1200 nucleotides. RefSeq names its product Hym1p (gene HYM1). Gene Ontology annotation, molecular function: protein serine/threonine kinase activator activity. The record is from RefSeq and is a predicted model, not a curated record. The transcript has a single exon. NCBI's taxonomy places the organism in Eukaryota, Fungi, Ascomycota, Saccharomycetes, Saccharomycetales, Saccharomycetaceae. The coding region runs from base 1 to 1200 and encodes 399 amino acids. Gene Ontology annotation, biological process: intracellular signal transduction.
AUGUUUAAGAAAUACAAGAACCAAGACUUGGACAUGGCAUUUUGGUGGAAGAAAAACCCCAAGACCCCCUCCGAUUAUGCCAGACUGAUUAUUGAACAAUUGAAUAAAUUCGGUUCACCCUCACUGACCCAGGAUAACAAAAGAAAGGUACAGGAGGAGUGUACUAAAUAUCUAAUCGGCACUAAGCAUUUUAUCGUUGGUGAUACGGAGCCUCGCCCAACUCCGGAAGCCAUUGAUGAGCUUUAUACCGCCAUGCAUCGUGCCGACGUCUUCUAUGAACUACUACUUCAUUUUGUGGAUUUGGAAUUCGAAGCAAGGAGAGAGUGCAUGCUUAUAUUCUCUAUAUGCCUCGGAUACUCUAAGGAUAAUAAAUUUGUCACCGUAGAUUAUUUAGUCUCGCAACCAAAGACCAUAUCUUUAAUGUUGAGGACCGCGGAAGUUGCUCUACAACAAAAGGGCUGCCAAGAUAUUUUUUUAACGGUAGGGAAUAUGAUUAUUGAAUGCAUUAAAUAUGAGCAACUUUGUAGGAUCAUAUUAAAGGACCCCCAGUUAUGGAAGUUCUUUGAGUUCGCGAAAUUAGGUAAUUUUGAGAUUAGUACGGAAUCUUUACAAAUAUUGAGUGCUGCAUUUACCGCACAUCCCAAAUUAGUAUCUAAGGAAUUUUUCAGCAACGAGAGUAAUAUCAUAAGGUUCAUUAAAUGUAUUAAUAAACUAAUGGCCCAUGGAAGCUACGUAACGAAGAGGCAAAGUACCAAACUGCUGGCGUCAUUGAUUGUGAUAAGAUCCAACAACGCGUUGAUGAAUAUAUAUAUCAACUCUCCGGAAAACUUAAAGCUUAUAAUGACUUUAAUGACUGACAAAUCCAAAAAUUUACAACUUGAAGCUUUCAACGUAUUCAAAGUGAUGGUGGCAAAUCCAAGAAAGUCAAAACCUGUUUUUGACAUUCUUGUUAAAAACAGAGACAAACUACUUACAUACUUCAAAACUUUCGGUUUAGAUUCUCAAGAUUCUACUUUUCUUGAUGAAAGAGAAUUCAUUGUUCAAGAAAUCGAUUCCUUGCCGCGCAUAAUUUCGUCUACCACGGAAACCUCUAAUAAUAACGCAUCUUCAAGUAACGUUGCCAAUAUGAACUCACCAUCAUCAGUAAUGAACAAUCAAUCAUCCAUCUUGACACAUUCAACUUCCCCUGAUUCAAGAUAA